CGGAAGCGCCGAGUCUCGUGUGGCGUCCGCGCAGGUAGAGCGCGCUGGGGGUGCCGGUGGAGACGAUUUUCCAGCCUUUGCUCCGCCAGCAGAGCUCUAAAAGGUCACCAGCGAGCUGCGUGUGUGAGAAAUACAGGAAGUUCUGUGCACCACAGGAUCUCUUCCACUUCCACAGCCUAUUGUCACCUCUCAGCUUCCUUAUGGCAAAGUCGAGGAGCUCACUUGGUCAUGGCUGUUCCCGUGUACCACCGUGAUGUCGAGGUGGACAUCCUGGAGUGACCUGCUCUGCGUUCCCUGCAGAUGUGGGCUUCUGGGCAAUGGCGAUGACCAACCUCCUGCCUUCAGCAGGGGACGGAAACUGCUAUUACAUCCUCACAGAAGAUUGUCCGUAUGGCAGCAAGUACUUCCAAGCUGGGAACAUGUGCUAUUGCAGCGAGAGGAGUUACCUACGCAACUUCUCCGAUGACAGGCACCCGGCUUGCUUCUUGAAGGUUAUCAUGCUGGAUGAUGGCUCCACUGUCACAAUCAACGUUGAGAUCCUUCAGCCUGUGCGUGAGGAGAUGGCUGUCUUCCUCCUGGCCGUCAGCAGCCUCAAUGAACGGUUGAACUACUUCUUGGAGAGGUUGGGGCUCGAAGCAGCUCUACGGGCCGUGCCAGGGCAAAAAGUGAUGGUGGAGGUUGACCGGCAACAUUUCCCUGGUGUUGUCCGCUACAUUGGGAGCAUUUACAAAAACACUUCAGCUGUGCUGGCUCCAUUCUUCUUCGGGGUGGAGUUACAGGGUGAGGGUGAAAACAGAGGGCGCAGCGAUGGAUCUUACCAUGGCACCGAGUAUUUCAAGUGUAAGCGCAACUGUGGGAUCUUCCUACCCUUCAGCAAAGUCCAGUUUGCUCCCAUGCCAGACGACGACUAUGCUAAACAGAAGCCAAAAGUGGACAUGGAGGAAGGGGUUCCUGUGAAAGUGGGCGAUGCAGUCAGCUUCUACGUGGAUGAGGUCCUCACAAGAGGAAUAGCAAUGGCAGUUUACAAGGAGGGAACCCAGUGGUUCGUUAAAGUUUGUCCGGAAGAAGAAGGCACAACGGACAUUUUCAGAGAAAUCCCUAUGGAUUCUGUUGUGAAGGAAAAUUUGCAAAGUUUAUAUUCACCGUUUGUGUCUGACGUUGGCUUAGGACAUUCAAACCAAAUGAAACAAGAGAUCAGAGAGAGCAGUGAGGACUGUGAAACUGAGAAUUCAUCCCUGGAAGUGAACUCCAUGGUCCAGAUCACCUUGGACAAGGGAAAUCAGGUUUCAGGAAUCAUCCGCUGGUUGGGCUACCUUCCCCAAAUUAAGCACAAAAUGGCAGGAGUUGAACUGGAUGAAGACAAGGGCGUCAGCGCUGGUGAAUGGUUGGGUAAAUACUACUUCCACUGCGCUCCCAAGCGUGGCCUCUUUGUGAAGCUGCAGUCCUGCCAACCUGACAUUCGCUUCCAGUGUUCGCGCCCUGGUGAACUGGGCCUUGUGGAUUAUGGAGAGCAGGAAGUUCUUCCACAAGCUCCAGAGAGUUUUCCACCCCUCAGGAAUGAGGCAGCGGUGCGUGUCCUGCGAGGGCGGAUGAAGGGGAUCCAAGGCCACUGUAAUUCCUGCUAUAUGGACGCAGCGCUUUUCAGCCUCUUCUCCUGUACAUCCGUGCUGGACUCCAUGCUUUUCAAGCCCUUCCCACUAUGUGACAGGAAUGUCCAGAGCAUUCUUCGGGAUGAGAUUGUUAAUCCUCUCCGAAAGGAUGGUUUCGUCAAUGCUAGGAGCGUGAUGCACCUUAGGGAGCAGCUAACGGAGAAGGGCCGGUGUUCGAGCUUUACCAACGCUGAGAAAGAUCCUGAGGAGUUCCUCAAUCUCAUAAUGCAGUACAUUCUGGGAAUAGAGCCACUCCUGAAGCUCCAGUCAGGAGGCCGGAAGGAGCAGGACUGUUACUGCUACCAGAUAUUUAUGGACAAACAGGAGGACCUGGUGGUUCCAGACGUGCAGCAGUUAGUGGAACACUCCUUCCUGUCCUCCAACCUGAAGCUAGUGGAGAUCCCAUCUUGCUUCAUUAUCCAAAUGCCACGUUUUGGGAAGGACUAUAAGAUGUUCAGCAAAAUCAUUCCUUCCUUGGAGCUGGAUAUAACGGAUCUUCUGCUCAAUAGUCCCAGGGAGUGCUGCCUGUGUGGUGACGUUGCCACCCUGGAGUGUUCCGAGUGCUUCAAAGACAAAGUAUUUGCGGCUACAGGCCUGAAGCAGUUCUGCAGCUCCUGCUCCAGACAGGUUCACUCCCACUACCGACGAAAAACUCACAAACCAACUAGGCUGCACAUUCCAGAAGAAUUCCACAGCCGGAGUUCCCGGGGCAGCCAACAGGUCCCUCGCGAGACGAUGGAGCUCUUUGCAGUGCUCUGCAUCGAGACCAGCCAUUACGUCUCCUUCGUGAAAUAUGGCCCCGAGAACGAACACUGGAUGUUCUUUGACAGCAUGGCUGACAGGCAUGGUGACCAAAACGGCUUCAACAUUCCCACGGUGACGCUGUGCCCUGAAGUUGCCAAAUAUCUGGACUUGCCACUGGCCGUGCUGGCCCUGGAGCAACCUCGGGACAUGGAUGGAGUGGCCAAGCGCCUCUUCUGCGAUGCCUACAUGUACAUGUACCAGAGCAAGAAGAUGGCACUUUACAAGUGACCCAACCUUGGGCUGGUACCAGAGAGCAGUGAAGCAUUGGGAAUGUGGGCUUGGAUCAACCCUUCAGCUCGGAGGCGUUGAGAGCAGCAGAGUUUGGGUAAACUGAGCUUGCACUUCUGCCUCUUCUUACCUCUUCUAGCAUCUGGUGUCAGGCUGUCCAUGUCAACCAGUCUGGGUUUGUUAAAGCUUGUGGAUGUAUCAAGUGAUGGUUUGUGCUUCCAGAGGAGCUGAACUCUGAACUGUUUACACUCAAAUUCAUUCACGUUUCCUACCUUCCCUUUCCAGCCUCCUCCUUCCUCCCCAGUUGUUCUGUCCUACCUCAAAGUCAUCUCAAUGUCCUUUUCUCCCUGCCGGCCUUCCCUCCAAAACUGAGGACCAGCAUCUAAUGAAAUGGUUUGCAAAGAGCACAAGAAAACCACGGUGGCGUCCUGAGGACGUUGUCUCCUGGACCUGUGGAACCACGAAGUGGUUCUUAAACAUUAGGAAGAUGCUCUUCAUGAUGAGGAUACUGAGAUGAGUCUCGUGAUGAGAGACACUGGAACAGGUUUCCCUGGGCGGUCAUGGUUGCCCCAUCCCUGGAAGUGUUCAAGACCAGAUUGGAUGAGGCUUUGAGCAACCUGAUUCAGUGGAAAGUGUCCCUGGCCAGGAACUGGAUGGGGUCUAAGGUCCCUUCCAACCCAAACCAUUCUGUGAUUCUAUGAGGUGUGAGCUGCUCUAGUGUGGUUGAGAUGGGUCAGGAUGAUGGUGUUUCUUAAGAUCUGAGACCUCACACCUACAACUGCAUCAUUGAAUUUUCUGCACUUCCCUUACCAUAAAAUCACAGAAUGGGCAAGGACAUCUGCCACUGGAUCAGUUUGGUCCAAGCCUCAUCUGACCUGGCCUUCAACAUCUCCAGGAAUGGGGCAACUACAACUUUUCUGGGCAACUUAGGCCAGGGUCUGUCCCUUCCAACCCAACCCAUUCCAUGAUUCAGCCACAGGAUAUGUGGUGUUUAGGAUCUUCUUUUGGCCACCAGCAGGGACUGUGUUGCCAGUGGGGACCUCAGUGACUCCUUUGGCUUUCUGGUCUGUCUCUUAUUUCUGUGGUGGCUACAAAGGAUGGCUGGUGUGUAACGAACUUGGCUUAUUAACACAUAGUUAAUUCAGCUUCCAAAUGUCCUUGCUGAGCAUUUGGGCCUCAACACAAAGUUGACCAUGAAGCAGCAAUGUGUCCUCAUGGAAACAGAUCCUGGGCUGCAUUCCAAGCAUUUCCAGCAGGUCAGGUGUGGGGAUCCUUCCCCUCUGCUCAGCACUUGGAGUACUGGAUCCAGUUUUGAGGUCUCCAGUACAAGAGAGAUGAAGAGAGUCUAACGUUGGGCCAUGGAGAUGAUGAAGGGGCUGGAGCAUCUCAUCCAUGAGGAAAGGCUGAGGUAGCUGGGACUCUUAGAUUGGAGAAGAAAAGGCUUAAGGGAGUCUCAAUGUCUACAAACACCUGAAGGGAAAGUGCAAAGACAACAGCCAGGAUCUUCUCUGUGGUACACAGGGACAGGACCAGAGGCCGUAGGCACAAAGCAGAACAUGGGAGGUUCCCUUCGGACGUGGGGAAACACCUUGUCACUAUGAGUGUGACAAACCUUGGUACAGGCUGGAGUCUCCAUCCUCAGAGGUGUUCAAAAUGGUCCUGGGCAAAGCCAAAGAACCAGCAGCUGAGGGAGAGGAGAAAGAGUGGCAGAUCCACCAAGGGAUCAUCUUGAGGGCGGGUUUAUCCUGCUCCUGAUGUCAUGUGACCACAGAGAGGGCUGAGAGGCUGGAGGAUGGUGCCACCUGGUACGGUUGGGUUUGAUCUCAAAAGAUUUUUCUCGAUGUAUGAUCUUGCUGUCUUUCCUCAUCUAUUUAAGCUACCCUUCAUCCCUGCUUUCCUAAGAACUUGUGACAAUCUGUGCUCAGGUACUGGGGGGUUGGGCUUUUGUGUCUGCUCAAAAAAUAUAAUUU
Messenger RNA from Cuculus canorus (common cuckoo), 4651 nucleotides. RefSeq names its product ubiquitin carboxyl-terminal hydrolase CYLD. Gene Ontology annotation, biological process: protein K63-linked deubiquitination. The transcript is spliced from 16 exons. Gene Ontology annotation, cellular component: cytosol. The coding region runs from base 318 to 2681 and encodes 787 amino acids. The record is from RefSeq and is a predicted model, not a curated record. Lineage: Eukaryota; Metazoa; Chordata; Aves; Cuculiformes; Cuculidae. Gene Ontology annotation, molecular function: cysteine-type deubiquitinase activity; K63-linked deubiquitinase activity.